CUCAGUUGUAAGCAAGACUUGGGAAUAGAAACAUCAACACAAUGGCUGGUCUGAAAAUCUUCACCUUUUGCUCAGCGCUACUGGUGACGCUCGCCGCAACCAACACGGUGGCCACACCUGUCCUGCCUGCAGGAGUUACCGCAGCAGAAUGCCCUAAUUUCCCAUUCUUUAAUUGCUCGCCUUUACUAAAAGCGGUUGUACCUGAAUCUCUUGCACCGGCACCUGCAGUUCCUUCUCCCAACGCUCCGCCCCAACAACCUGCCAACCCCGCCGGAGUCCGUUGCUUCAACUUCCCUUUCUUCCCGUGCAGUCCAUGAGAUUAAAUAAAUUUGGUUUUGAAUGUCAAUCUAAGUAGUGAUAUAUAAUUCACUGGGUAGUUUAUCUCACUUGCCUUAGGUUUUUUGUUCUUUUACGCUACUGGUAAAUGAAAGCUCUAGAGUCUAGAAUGAUCAUAUACAACUUACAAGCCUACUCAAGCUUACCUAGCUAGAACGUCUUCAAGUUGAAAGCAUCUUAGUACCUACCGAACCAAUCCUACCAACUGCUCCAACUGAAGGGCUAAAUUUUCAGCACAAUUAAGUAAAUAUAUCAUUAAUCCUAGGUUAC
Molecule: messenger RNA, 606 nt
Organism: Hyalella azteca
Lineage: Eukaryota; Metazoa; Arthropoda; Malacostraca; Amphipoda; Hyalellidae
Product: actin cytoskeleton-regulatory complex protein PAN1-like
Exons: 2
Coding region: 42-317 (91 amino acids)
Source: RefSeq, a predicted model, not a curated record